Molecule: messenger RNA, 837 nt
Organism: Haliotis rubra (blacklip abalone)
Lineage: Eukaryota; Metazoa; Mollusca; Gastropoda; Lepetellida; Haliotidae
Product: acid-sensing ion channel 1-like
Exons: 3
Coding region: 1-837 (278 amino acids)
Biological process (GO): sodium ion transmembrane transport
Cellular component (GO): membrane
Molecular function (GO): ligand-gated sodium channel activity
Source: RefSeq, a predicted model, not a curated record
AUGAGGUUGGGGCCCGUGGUCCCUCUUAAGGAUAGUGUGACAUUGCGGGAAGAAGUCAUAUCUCAGUGGCAGGACUUAUGGCGAGACUUCCUGCAAAAUACCAGCCUCCAUGGCAGUAAGAAUAUCAAUUGUCACAAGCGUCAUAAAAUUGUCAGGGUGGUGUGGACUGUGUUGCUUUUGGCAAUGGCUGGAGUGUGUCUGAAGACGCUAACUGAUCUUUACAGCAGGUACUACAGCUACAGCUUCACCACCAAGAUUACAAGGGAACGCAAACAGCAGAUCAGGUUUCCUUCUAUCACUAUAUGUAACCGGAACAAGUUUCACAUAAGCCAAAAGAACCUUAAUGACACACAACUCAAUUAUCUUCGACAUACUGGGGACCUAGAAGAAAUAUACCCGUCUAUUGACUGGAAUGGGAAGGAGGGGACCGAGCUAAAUAAGAUGGAUAAUGUCAAAUUCUGGGAAAGAGGGGCAUACAAAGAAGAGGAUAUGUUCAAAAUGACAUAUUUCAAGAACCAACCUUUCAACGUGAUGAGGCUGAACUACAGUCAGAAACAAGAUCAACGCUGUUUCACAUUCAACGGUGGUGAUUUCGUGUCCGAAAAUAGCGGACUGACCUUUGUUAUUGACAUCAUGCAAUGGACCUAUUUGGAUGGAGGAGUAUACGAGGCCGGGGUUACGAUGAAAUACCUUCCGCACCCAUAUAAUUCCCGCGGGACGGACUGUGUGGACACGAAAGCCUCGCACUUUGUCAACCCCCUGGAAUGGUUCAAGGUGUACAGCUUUGACGGGUGUCUUCAGGAGUGCUCCAAUAAGGCUGCCAUGGAUGCCCUGUAA